AUAACUAUUAUCGGUACGAAAGGUAACAGGUUGUUACAAAAGCGAAGUUGUUCUUCUGUGUAGAAGUAGUUUUAUUUUUGAGGUGCUGGAGUUUUAUUAUAUUUUACGUAAUACAAGGUGUUCUAAAAGUUCAUUGUUCAUCAAAGUUCGCUUUUGUACCACAGAGGACCAAACACUGAGAAAGAAUACGGAUUCUUCUAACUUAACAGCAGGAUGAGUGCUGCCUCGUCGGACCAGAAGUCUCAGCUGGACUAUGGGGUCCAAAUCCGCUUCAUCAAUGACCUCCACAACACCGGAGGGGGCGCUCCUGUCAGGUCUCGGGGGAGCAGCAGCAAAGGCACCUCCAGCACCACCUCCUCCAAGUAUGGUGUGGCGGUCAGGGUGCAGGGGAUCGCGGGACAGCCCUAUGUGGUCCUUAAGGGAGGCGAGAAGGGGGACUCCUUUGGGGUGCAACUGAGAAGCCAGCCCCGAGACUACAACUUCCCCCCAGCUUAUAAUAGUCUACCCCGGACUAACGAGGAUGGAGAGGCCCCCGGACCAUACCACGUGUCCGCUGAGGGGAACAACCUCCGCCGUGCACGUUCCCAUGGGUCAUUGUUGGAAAGGGAACCCACAGAGGACUAUGAGGAACCCCUAAGGAGACCCCCAGGGGAUGGGCACUCGGGAAGUUAUGGAAAUUUGGAUGGGGCUGUUGGUGUAAGAGGUGACAGAAGGGAAUCCAACCCCAUGCUCUCAAAUAGAAUGGUCCGGGCCAACUGGACUGGAUCAUGCCAGGCAGGUCUCAAUGGGUCUUUAGAUGGAGAAGAAGGAAGACCGGUGACCCAGUACAGGUCCAGGGAGGCUUUCCCAGUGCCAUCUACAGGUAGUGCUUGGGAGCAGCCCAGUAAUGUCGUGGACACAAACUCCUUGGCGCCCAUUAACCGACUUAUCAACCAGUUUGACGGCAGCAGUUUCGGCAAUCAAGCCAGGGGGCGCCCCCGAGCUCUGGAGCGGCUGAGUUCCGAGGAACGCAGGCGUGUACGCAGUCUGGACGCCUACGAGAACGUGUCAGAAAGAUCAGUGUCGCCCUCCGUCUCGGCGUCCCCCCCAGACCACCACAGCUCCCCGCUGUCGUCCAGCACCUCCCCCUACAGUAGCCCGGGGCGGAGUGCUGCAUCUGUGGCCAAGGUGACAGCCCUGCCGGCUUCGAGGCCAAACUACAACCAAUCUGUUGGGAUGCCUGUUGCCAGGGAGACCGCUCCACUCACUCAGACAGACACACAGGCAACUCCUGACCUGCUGAAGGACAAGGACCAGAGCUUGGAGCCACUGGGGGAAGCAGACAAGGCGAAGCAGAUGAUCUACACCAUUCUGAGAGAUGGGAACAAUGAAAGUGUUUCAGCCACCAAACGCAAAGUCGACCUAGUCUUUGACAAGAUUCAGGGAUUGAGGUCCAGUGGAGCCGCUAGUGAAAUUCCCAGCGAGGCUUGGAGGAAGGAGAAGAGGGAUCUGGAGAGGAAGCUGGCAGACCUGCAGUCUGCCCUCCAAGAGGAGCGCAGGAACACGCAGAAAGCCAGCACAGAUCGCAACCUGAAGGCGGAGCUUGAGGACUGUCUGGAUGACAACCUGCAGCUGAAGGAACACCUGGACAGGAAGAAGACGGAGCUGGACCAGGCCCAGACUGACCUCACACAGCUGAGGAUUGAAAGGGAGUCUGCUGAGUCACGGGUUCGAGACCUGGAGGACCAGAUGGCUGGCUUUCAGGAGGAGCUGAGGAGGGAGUCAGAUGGCAGAGAGCAGCUGGACCUUCUGCACACGGAGCUGAUGUCGGUGAGAGCGGAGCUGGCAGAGGCGGUCAUGGUGCGGCAGCGCCAGGAGGAGGCGCUGCGGCAGCGUGAGCGAGAGCUCACUGCCCUGAAGGGAGUGCUGAAGGACGAGGUGUCUUCUCACGACAGCCAGAUUGAGGCUCUGAGGGAGCAAUACCAGCAAGACAUGGAGAAGCUGAGGAGCAGCAUGGAGCAGGUUUCAGUGUCCCAGCUCGGCAUUGAGGCGGAGCGCCAGCGCGUCAACUCCACCAUGCGUGCACUUCAGCAGCAGCUGGAGGACUGCAGUGAGGAGAGCAGCCACUGGAGGGGGCAGUUCCAGUCCACCCGAGAUGAGCUGCGGAGCAACAAGCAGGAGUUGCUACAGGCUCGUUUGGAGAAGGAGGAAUUAGAGGAGGAGACUACGGAGCUACAGGACAGGCUGACUUCAAUGAAGGAACAAAUGCCUGAUCCCAGCCACAUCAACACCCUCACACAGGACCUGGAAAAAUGUCGGGCUGAACUGAAGCAGGCCAGAGUUGACCUGGAGAAGCAAAAGCUGGAGUGUGACAAAAAAAGGAUGGAGUUACUUUCACUAAAGAAAACAAAUCAGGAGCAAGAAGCAGACCAGAAAUACGAGAUUGACAGACUGAAGGACCAAUCACGGAAAGACAAAGAGGAUCUUGCCAAAGCACUGGAUAAAGUAAAGCAGAGGCCGGACCCUUCCGUGGUGGAGGAGCUCCAGAAGGAGCUGCAGGAGUGGCAGUCCAGGGCAGAGAGGCUGCAGGAGAAGGUGGCCGAGGCAGAGCAGCAGCUGCAGGGGCAGUGGCAGCGACUGGCCGCUGCACAGACAGAGCUGCAGACGCUCCGAGACGCUGAGCAGGAGCUGCAGGAGGCCAAUGACCGACUCAAGGAGAAGCACGGCCGCCUGGAGGUACAAUUGCAAACAAGCGCAUCCCAAAGCUCUGAGACUGAGCAGGUUUUGGAGGAGCAGAUUCGGAGUUUGCGAAUGCAGCUGGAGGAUUCCCGGCGUAUGGGGACUCGGCUGAGCCAGGAGAAGGAGGAGCUGAGCCAAUAUCAGCGGGAGCGGGAGCGACAGAGGGAGGCACAGCGCAAGGAGGCUACGGAGUUGGAGGAGCAGAAGAGAGCACUGGAGCGCGCACUGGACAAAAUUAACAAGGAGAUGGAGCAGCUGAGCUUGGAAUCACAGCAGCAGGUGCGGUUACUGGAAGGCCAACUGGAAGAAUAUAAGGAGCGCUGCAGAAAGGAGGUGCAGGACACCCAGAGGCAGGGCAGGGAGCGGCAGGCGGAGCUGGAGAAGGCGCAGGGUAACCUGAGAUCCCUGCAGGAGGAGGUGUCCCGUCUGAAGAAGGAGCUGUCACUCUCCACGGAGGAGAGGGAGACCCUCCAGCUGGACAAGGAGCUGCUCGGCAGUCGUCUCAAAAACAUGGAGGCGGAGAUGGAGUCUCAGCGUGGCUCUCAGACGGACCGGAGCAGGGAAGUGCGGAGCUUGGAGGAUAAGGUGAAACACCUCCAGAUGGAGGUAGAUGAGGAGAGACACACCGUGGAGCUGCUCACGGAUCGUGUUUCACGCAGCCGUGACCAGAAUGAGCAGCUGCGUGCUGAGCUUAUGCAGGAGAGGUCAUCCAAACAGGAUUUGGAGCUGGACAAGAACUCCCUGGAACGACAGAUUAAGGAUCUGAAAUCCCGCCUAACAGACAUGGAGGGACAGUCCCGCUCUUCAGCUGGAUACUCCCAACUGGAAAGCAAGGUUCAGGAGCUGGAGGACCGGCUGCACAGUGAGGAGAGAGAGAAGAACACCCUGCUGGCCUCACAGCGUCGUCUGGAGAGGAAGCUGAAGGAGCUCAGUAUCGCUCUGGAUGAGGAGAGGCAGCAGCACACUGACCAGAGAGACCAGCUGACCCUGCGCAUGAAGGCUCUGAAGAGGCAGGUAGAUGAGGGCGAGGAGGAGGUGGAGCGACUGGAGGGGCUGCGCAAAAAGGCAGCCAGGGACCUGGAGGAGCAGCUGGAGAUGAAGGAAGCGCUGCAGAGCCGGGUCACGGCGCUGGAGUCCGAACUCAAGCGGAAAGCACAGCAGUCACACCGGGCAGCACUGGACCACAGCACCCUAAGCUCUGAUGAUGAUGACGACGAUGAUGGACUCUAUGAUCAUUCCAGCAUAACCUCCAUAUUAACUGAGAGCAACCUGCAGACCAGCUCUUGCUAGAGGAAAGGAGGGAACACAUAUAUUGGACAAAGCAUGUAACAAUCACAAUGGUCAUUACACAGUCACAGUGGUGACACUGGACAUAUGACAUUACACUAGACACUGCAUCUUCAGACAAAAUAGUGAACCUGGUAAGACAUGAACAGGGAGGAUUAGUUGCUAGUGGAAAAAACACAAACCUAGUAAACACUAUAAUAAACUGACAUUGUACUUGGUAAAGGAAUCGAGGUAAAUAGAAAUAUAAUCUACCGAAUGGGUAGGAGAAGGCAAGAUAUUUUAGGUUAAAUACAGGACACUAACAAUAGGGGGAGCUGUUCCCUCUUCACAUACUUUAAUCGAAGGUGGAGUUGGCGUUUAAGUGGGAAAUAUGAGUUUACUGUUUACUGUACAGAAGAUGGUUUGGCUUGGACUCCUCUCAUAGAUCGUUCUCCACUAGUACUGCCGUGCUAACCCUCCAAAGCAGAUGACCCUGGAGAUCCUUAGAUUUAAGGUGCUCCACAAAGUGAGCCCUCAGACAUCUUCGUGUCCUGCUGCCCGACUCUGUCUUGUGUGGGAACCCAGCUGCACCUAUUGUCUGUACAGAAAUAGUCUCCAUUGGUCUCACAUUGGUACGCUGUACAAAUCUGACCGUGGUUUUGAUAUGGUUACUUUUUGCAAGCAAUUUUUUUCCAUGUUUUUGCACAGACGGUACGAUAUAUUGUACUUUAAGUUCGGUACGAGUGAGUAUUGAGUGACAUAAUGUAUUCAGAAUUUGCCAAAUGAACACAAACGCAGUCUAAGUACAGACCUUUACAUGGUUUACUUCUGUUGAACCCUGCAACCCUGUUUAACCAAAUUUGAGUCAACCUGCACUUAGCACUGGAUUCCCACUAUAUUACUUGUACUGGCAACAUAUUUUACCGAAUAUACAUUUGGGUAUUUUUCCCCAUUUCAUUAUCUCUGUUUUCUUUAUUUUAAAAUCAAGCACCUUUAUGAAUUUUGUGUAAUCUCAGUUGACUCUUCAUUAGCAGUCAAGUCUUAACAAUAUUGUUCAUAAUGCAGCCAUACUUUUUCAAUGUUUUGAAAUUAUUAAAAUUAUACAUGAUUAUUGUAACUAUUUAUUAGCAUGCUGAAAACUGAACAGCAGUUUAGAUAUUUAAUGAGAAGUCACUACACUACAAUCAGUAUAAUCCAUUUCUGCAAUGAUUUUAUAAUGGUUGAUUUUACUUGAAAGUUUGUUUACUGAUAAAUGUUUUUUAUCUUUUAGUUCAGUGGUUGUCAACUGGUCGAUCGUCAAGAGAUUUAGAUAUUUUUAGCUGAUCGCAUAAUCCCCCCCUCCAACUAUCUGUGAAAAUGUACUGAAUGGAUACCAUUGCGAUUUGGCAGCUUGCCAGAGUGUUUUCUUUAUAAUAAUGUCUCUCACUGUAAAAAGGUUGGAGACCGUUGUGUUACUUUUUUAAUGUGGUGUAACCGUCUUCUGGAAUUGGCCCAAAAUUAUUAUGCAAAUCAUUUUAAACUGUGAAAUUGUUUACAGCAUUUAUCUUACCUUUUCAGUUAUUAUUUUUUUGAAAAUAAAAUAAAAUGCUAUAAAUGAGGAA
Paramormyrops kingsleyae is the source of this 5585-nucleotide messenger RNA. RefSeq names its product cingulin a (gene cgna). Gene Ontology annotation, biological process: microtubule cytoskeleton organization. Gene Ontology annotation, molecular function: microtubule binding. The record is from RefSeq and is a predicted model, not a curated record. Gene Ontology annotation, cellular component: myosin complex; bicellular tight junction. Lineage: Eukaryota; Metazoa; Chordata; Actinopteri; Osteoglossiformes; Mormyridae.